AUGUCGAAGAGUGAUGCCCGCCUCCAGCCGCGCAUGUCCAGGAAGCCUCCAUUUUCCGUGGAAGCUUCAGGCUACGAGUCGGUCCCCGGAGAGACAAUCCCUCGUAGACUGCCCGCAGCCAAGGAUAACCUCAUUCUGAAACCGUCCGACGAUGUCGCAACCGUCUACGAUAACUUUCGACGCUCUGCACGUGUGUUCGGCAACGCAAAGGCUGUUGGUAGUCGUCGCCUGAUAAAAAUUCAUGUGGAGAACAAGAAGGUCAAGAAGAUCAUUGACGGCGUCGAGAAGGAGGUCGAUAAGCAGUGGUCGUACUUUGAGAAGAGCGGGUACUCGUACCUCAGCUUUGUCGAGUACGAACAAACGGCGCUGCAACUAGGUGCUGGUCUGCGGAAACUGGGGCUUGAAAAGAACGACAAGGUUCACCUCUACGGGUCAACAAGCGCGAAUUGGAUUCUCAUGUCACACGGAGCUUCCUCUCAGUCUCUGCCCAUCGUCACCGCAUAUGAUACUUUGGGCGAGGAAGGAUUGAAACAUUCCCUGGUUCAAACCGACAGUAUCGCUAUGUUCUGCGACCCCGUUCUGAUUUCUUCGUUGGUCAACGUCCUUAAGGAUGCGAAGUCGAUCAAACAUGUGAUCUACAGCGAUGCCCAGGAGCCUAAGCAAGAGGACCUGGACCAGCUGAAAAGGGAAUACACCUACCUCAACAUCAUGAGUUUCGAAGAGCUGCAGAACUUGGGCAAGGAGAACCCUGUGGACCCGAUCCCGCCAAAUCCCGAAGACAUUUGCUGCAUCAUGUACACAUCCGGAUCGACGGGGCCGCCCAAGGGUGUCCCAUUGACGCACAAGAACGUGAUCGCUGCAACUGCUGGUAUCAAUGAGAUUGUUGGAAAGUAUAUUAGCCCGUCUGAUAGCCUUUUGACCUACCUCCCACAAGCGCAUAUCCUUGAAUAUGUGUUUGAGAAUCUCUGCCUGUUCUGGGGUGGUACCAUGGGUUACGGAAACCCACGCACUCUGUCAGACACCUCGAUGCGCAAUUGCAAGGGCGAUAUUCGUGAAUUUAAGCCAACAAUUCUUGUCGGAGUCCCAGCCGUCUGGGAGACGGUGAAGAAGGGUGUACUCAAUAACCUGAACAAGAACAACUUCCUCGUACGAGGCAUGUUCUGGGGAGCCAUGUCCGCCAAGAACUUCUUGAUGGCGACUGGUUUCCCUGGAUCCGGCGCCGGUGCUGCGCUCCUCGAUAGCAUCGUCUUCCGUAAGUUGAAGGAGGCGACGGGCGGAAGGUUGCGCAUUAUCAUGAAUGGAGGCGGUCCUAUCUCGAAAGAUACCCAGAAAUUCCUGUCCAUGGCCAUUGCUCCGAUGAUCAGCGGUUACGGAUUGACUGAGACCUCGGCCAUGGGUGCUUUGAACGACCCAAUGGCCUGGAACCCAGAUGCUUUGGGCGAGCUGCCUGGUUGCAUUGAAGUAAAACUGGUCGACUUCCCUGAUGCUGGCUAUCUGACGAAGAACAACCCACCACAAGGAGAAAUCUUCAUCCGUGGAGGCAGUGUGACCUCCUCGUACUGGAAGAACGAGGAAGAAACCGCGAGCGCCUUUACCAAGGAUGGAUGGUUUAUUACGGGUGACAUUGGCGAGUUCGACAAAUACGGCCACCUCAAGAUCAUCGACCGUAAGAAGAAUCUGGUCAAGACACUCCACGGCGAAUAUAUUGCGCUGGAGAAGCUCGAGUCGGUCUAUCGAUCCUCCCCAGUAGUUGGCAACAUCUGCGUCUACGCUGCCGAGGACCAGGACAAGCCGAUUGCCAUUAUUGUUCCUGUUGAAGCGGCGUUGAAGAAGCUCGCCAAUAAUAACGGCAUCGAAGGAGACACUGUCGAGUCGCUCGUUCAUAACGAGAAACUGAACUUUAUUGUUCUUAAGCAGCUCCAGGACGCCGGUCGCGCUGCUGGACUCCGCGGCAUUGAGAUUCUCAACGGCGUCGUGCUCUCCGACGAAGAAUGGACCCCUCAAAACGGCUUCACUACCGCCGCCCAGAAGCUUCAGCGCAAAAAGAUCCUUAACCACUUCCAAGCGGAAGUUGAUCGCGCAUACGGCAAGAAAUAA
Messenger RNA from Aspergillus tanneri, 2097 nucleotides. It is a transcript of the gene faa4, whose product is annotated as long-chain fatty acid-CoA ligase FAA1. Gene Ontology annotation, cellular component: lipid droplet; plasma membrane; endoplasmic reticulum. Gene Ontology annotation, biological process: long-chain fatty acid metabolic process; long-chain fatty-acyl-CoA metabolic process. The transcript has 5 exons. Lineage: Eukaryota; Fungi; Ascomycota; Eurotiomycetes; Eurotiales; Aspergillaceae. Gene Ontology annotation, molecular function: long-chain fatty acid-CoA ligase activity. The record is from RefSeq and is a predicted model, not a curated record. Bases 1 to 2097 code for a protein of 698 amino acids.